AUGACACCCCUCUGGUUGCCGGUCUGCUGUCUGCUGUCUCUAGGGGUGCAGGGCCAAGACUUCCAGCUGCUGAGGCUGAAGCCCCACAAUCCCUUACUUCCCAGGGGAGGCUCACUCUUGAUGAACUGCAGUACCAGAUGUCAGGAUCCCAAGCUCAUCAGCCUAGAGACAGCUGCGUCAAAGGAGUCUGUGGACCAGGGCCUACGCUGGGCAGCUUUCCAACUGAACGUCACUGGUGACACUGAAAUAAUUUGCUCUGGGUUCUUCAGUGGCUCCCAGAUGUUCAGCACUUCAGACAUCACUGUGUACAGGUUCCUGCAGCAUGUAGAGCUGGUUCCCUUGCCCUCCUGGCAUCCUGUGGGCAGGAACCUCACUCUGCACUGCCAGGUGUUAGGUGGGGAGCCACAGGCCCAACUCACUGCAGUUCUGCUCUGUGGGACUGAGGAGCUGAGCUGGCAACCAGUGAAGGGUGACCCCAGAGACCUCACAGAGAUCAAAGCCACUGUAUUGGUGAACAGAAGGGAUCAUGGAGCCAAUUUCUCCUGCCAUACAGAGCUGGACCUCCAGCCACAGGGCUAGCUGUUCUGGAAUACUUCAGCACCCAGACAGCUCCAGACUUUUGGAAAGGGAAGGGACUUGCUUAGAGAAGGUAGGUCUGAGCUGAGGCAGAGCAGGAGGUUCUUGAGUGAGACCAACGUCACAGAGGAGUCCAUAGUCACCGGGACUUUCACACCUUGGCCCCAAGUCCAGGUCAUUCUGAAAGGCGCUCCUGUGUCUCCACCAGGCAACCCUGCCCAACUUCAGUUCCAGGCCACCAAGGAUGAUGGUCACAAGUUCUUCUUCAAUGCCACUUUGGAAGUGAACGGAGUGAUUCUGCACAGGAAUACCACUGUCCAGCUACAUGUCCUUUAUGGUCCCAAGAUCAAAUGUGACAAAUGUCCCCAGCACUCUUCCUGGAAAGACAGGACCAGUCAUGUCUUGCAGUGCCAGGCCCGUGGCAAUCUGUCCCCAAAGUUCCAUUUACAGGGGGGCUCCAGGCAUGAAAUAUCCAUUGGGACCCCAUUCCUUGUCAACUUAAGCCACAAUGGCACUUAUCACUGCCAGGCAACCAGCCCAAGGGGCAGAGACACCUUGUUCAUAGUGAUCAAAGUUCAAGAUCAGAGUUCCAGGUUGGUCAGCAUUGUCAUAGGGGUGUUAGCCAUCAUAGGCCUGGUGACCAAUGCAGCAUUACUAUACGUCUUUGGGAUGCAGAAACGAAGUGGCAGCUACCUCAUGCAAAACCCAAGUACUACAGUGCCCCUCAGGCCACUGCAGGCUGAGAACCCAGUCCCGGAAAAGAUGUCCUGAGCUUUCAGGUUAAAAGGUCGAUGGAGGCUUGGACUGAAUUCCAUUCCAUACUAACAAAAUUUUCAAGCCUAUGGCUUGAUUAUUUUCCUCUACCUCUGAGACUGGGUCUUAUGUAGCCCAGGCUUGCUAUGUGGCGGAUGACCUCGAAAUUCUUAAAAUUUUAAAAUAUUUUUAUUUUAUGAGUGUAUUUAGCUUGCAAGUACAUAAGUGCCAUGUGGUCCAGUGCCCACAGAGGUCAGAAGAGGACAUUGGAUCCCUUGGAACUGGAGUUACAGAUGAUUGUUAGCUGCCAUGUGGUUACUAGGAACUGAACCCAGGUCCUCUGCAAGAGCAGUCAGUGCUCUUAACAGCUGAGCUACCUCUCCAGUCUCAACCCUGAACUCUGAUCCCUCUCUGCCUCCACCUCCAAACUGCUGGGAUUAAUGGCUAAGGAUGGCCACUGGGUUUUUUGUUUUUCUUUUGGAGUCAAGAGUCUCCCUGCAGCCCCAGCUGGCUUGAA
Messenger RNA from Nannospalax galili (Upper Galilee mountains blind mole rat), 1846 nucleotides. It is a transcript of the gene Icam3, whose product is annotated as intercellular adhesion molecule 3. Gene Ontology annotation, molecular function: integrin binding. Lineage: Eukaryota; Metazoa; Chordata; Mammalia; Rodentia; Spalacidae. The record is from RefSeq and is a predicted model, not a curated record. Gene Ontology annotation, cellular component: membrane. Gene Ontology annotation, biological process: cell-cell adhesion.